AUGUCCUCCUCCAGUACCAAGCGCAUCACCCGCUCGAUGAGCACCCGCGCUGCCAAGCGCAGAUGCAUACACAAAGAGCUCGCCAAUGCCGGGGUCGAGGCCACACCUUUUGCCGUCCAAACCAUCUUCCAGAUCCCAGAGCUGCUCGACAAGCUCCCUCCUUCAAGCCUCGUGAAGCUCCGAGCCACCUCCAGUGACAUGCGAUCCGUCCUCUCGACAAAGUCGGUCGGCAUCCGCAUAUGGGCCGCAUGGUUCAACGCCAAGUACGACACCGAGCUCCUCCCGAACGAUUGCGCUGCGCUGACCCAGUACUUCCCCACUGAAUGGCGUCCCUACACCCUCAAAUGGAUCAAGUCGAUCCCGAACUCUGUGGUUUCGGCAGAGUUUGUCCGACUCGUCAGCUGCAGGGGAAUGCACGAUGACCAAUGGGUUUCGAAAUGCCAAACUUGCGUUGAAGCCAAGCACGUCCCAACGGCCAUGUGGAUAUUGAUCCACCGCCGGCUGAACGUGUCGCUGCAGUCCCAAAGUCUCACCAUCCUGCUCGACGAAUGCAAGCGAACCGACUCCGAGUCGCUCAUAAAGUUCAUCAUCGACAAUGGGACGAGACUGAUGCAGUCCAGAUAUCCCAAAGUCCGCGUCCAGUUCUGUGAGUGGCUCAAGACCAUGGAGUCUACUCAUGUAGAUGCCCGGUACAAGCUCUACGAAUGCUACCGCUAUGGCUAUGGCACUGGGAAUGCGCAAUGCAACGCCACACCCUCAGCAUUGGAAGACUCUUUGACAUCUUGA
Molecule: messenger RNA, 786 nt
Organism: Polychytrium aggregatum
Lineage: Eukaryota; Fungi; Chytridiomycota; Chytridiomycetes; Polychytriales
Exons: 2
Coding region: 1-786 (261 amino acids)
Source: RefSeq, a predicted model, not a curated record